AAAGGGCCACAGGCUGUCCUCCCCGUGCCUUAGCUCCUUUCACCACAACGUUUCUGGCGAGGUACCCGAAAGUUGCCAACUUCUUCUCGUUGCCGGGGCUCCUGUGCACAGCUGCCAGGUGCUGAAGCUUUUCCUAGCCCCCAGGCUCAAGUGACAACGACGGUUUAGAGGCGGGGAGAGAUCGAGAGAUCAUCACCUGUUGGAUUUCACCGUAUGUUAAAGACACAGGAGACCUCUACGAACCAGCAGCUAACGUGUGCAUUAGUGGCAAUGGAGCGCCUCGUUUCCUAAUAACGCAAAGGGAGCCCAGCCAGUCGAGGGAGCGGAGAACCUCCAGAGUCACGCAGGGGGCCGAUCCCGACGCUGGGGAUCGGUCCCUCCUCCUUGCCGGGGUUUUCUCGCUUGCUGCCCACCCCCUUCUCUCUUCCCCAUCCUUUUUUCCCUCUCCUGGUCCAGCAACAGCGAUUUCACUUUCACAGCUGCUGCUGCUGUUGCCGCCGCCGCCAACAACAAGCCUAAGUGAUCCGCUGUCUCUCCUCCUCCUCCGCCCCGCCCCCCCCGCCGAUCUAUUGGAGAUGGGAUCGCCUCCCAAACCUUAGCAUGCUUCUUCGGCACCGGGGGAACCGACACCUCAUUUGCUGAGCCAGCCACCGGCAGCUCCAUCUCCCCACUGACCACCCCAGAAGAAAAACAAGAUGCUGUUGAACAGUAACCAUCCCUCUCUCUUCUCCCCCUCUCCUUGCAAAUCUCCCAAGAGAGAGAAGCUAUAAUAACAAAAUCAUUGUCUUGUGUUCCAAAGCAGAUAUGCCCUCAUGAGCGUCUGUUCUAAUGCAGCCAAUGGUCAUGCAGGGAUGCUCUUUCACCCUCCCCAGAUGUCAUGAGUGGCAUGCCACAGGCCAAUCUCGUCGCAACAGCACCUCCCAUGCACAGUCUCAGGUUAAAGCAGCCCAAGAUGGUGCUGCACCAGCCUGUGUGAGCCAAAAGCCUCUGAAUGGUGCCAUUGGGCCACAGAUGCCUCUUGAGAUGAAUCUCUGCUGGAAUGAGAUUAAAAAGAAAUCGCACAGCCUUCGGGCUCGCUUGGAAGCCUUCUCAGACCACAGCAGCAAGCUGCAGAUUCCCUUGCAGGAGAUCAUAGACUGGCUCGGCCAAAAAGAUGAGGAGCUCUCCGCCCAGCUGCCACUCCGUGGGGACGUCCUCUUGGUUCAGCAGGAGAAGGAGAGGCAUGCGGCAUUUAUGGAAGAGGUGAAGUCCCGGGGGCCCUACAUUUACUCCGUCCUGGAGUCUGCUCAGGCCUUCCUCACUCAGCAUCCAUUUGAAGAAGUGGAGGACUCCAAUUCCGACAGCAAAGAUGUUUCCCCAAGACACCGUAUCCAAAACAUCAGUCGUUUUGUGUGGAAACAGGCCACUGUGGCCAGUGAACUGUGGGAGAAGCUCACUGCCCGCUGCGUCGACCAGCACCGCCACAUCGAGCGGACCUUGGAGCAGCUGCUGGAGAUCAAGGGCACCAUGGAGGAGCUCAGCACAACCCUCAACCAAGCUGAAAGUGUGAGGGAGACUUGGGAGCCCAUUGGAGAUCUCUUCAUCGACUCUUUGCCGGAACACAUCCAGGCCACCAAGUUGUUCAAAGAGGAGCUGUCCCCCAUGAAAGAUGCAGUGAAGCUUGUGAAUGACCUUGCACAUCAGUUGGCUAUCUCCGAUGUGCAUCUGUCCAUGGAGAACUCUCGUGCCCUGGAACAGAUCAACACACGUUGGAAACAGCUGCAGGUCUCCAUCAAUGACCGGCUGAAGCACCUUCAGGACGCACACCGAGACUUUGGGCCAGGAUCACAGCACUUCCUUUCAACCUCAGUCCAGGUCCCCUGGGAACGAGCAAUUUCUCCCAAUAAGGUCCCAUACUACAUCAACCACCAGGCUCAGACAACAUGCUGGGACCAUCCCAAGAUGACUGAGUUAUACCAGACACUGGCUGACCUAAACAACAUCAAGUUUUCUGCGUAUCGCACAGCCAUGAAACUGCGCCGUGUACAGAAGGCCUUGCGAUUGGACUUGGUGACGCUACCAACAGCCUUGGAGGUCUUCAGCGAACAUGAGCUGCAGCCCAGCGACCAUGUGAUGGAUGUGGUGGAGGUGAUCCACUGCCUGACCGCCCUUUACGAGCGGCUCGAGGAGGAAAGAGGCAUCCUGGUGAACGUCCCCCUCUGCGUCGACAUGACCUUGAACUGGCUGCUCAAUGUUUUCGAUAGUGGACGCAGCGGGAAGAUGCGGGCUCUCUCCUUCAAGACAGGCAUAGCAUGUCUGUGUGGCACGGAGGUGAAGGAAAAAUUUCAAUAUCUCUUCAGCCAGGUGGCAAAUGCCAGCGGACUCUGUGACCAGCGGCACCUUGGCAUCCUUCUUCACGAGGCCAUCCAGGUUCCACGGCAACUAGGGGAGGUGGCAGCCUUUGGAGGGAGCAACGUGGAGCCCAGCGUUCGCAGCUGCUUCCGAUUUGGUAAUGGGAAACCAGCAAUUGAGGCUAUCCAGUUCCUGGAAUGGGCUAACCUGGAGCCACAGUCAAUGGUGUGGCUGGCAGUCCUGCAUCGAGUGACUAUAGCCGAGCAAGUUAAACACCAGACCAAGUGCUCGGUCUGCCGACAAUGCCCUAUCAAAGGAUUCAGGUACCGAAGCCUGAAGCAAUUCAAUGUGGACAUCUGCCAGACUUGCUUCUUGACUGGGAGAGCCAGCAAAGGCAACAAGCUGCAUUAUCCCAUUAUGGAAUACUACACAAUGACCACAUCAAGUGAGAACAUGAGGGACUUUGCCACCACCCUGAAAAACAAGUUCCGGUCGAAGCAGUAUUUCAGCAAGCAUCCCCAAAGAGGGUACCUGCCGGUCCAGUCCGUCCUGGAGGCAGAUUUCAUUGAAACGCCAGCCUCCUCUCCAAUGUUACCUCAUGCAGAUACUCACUCUCGGAUUGAACACUUCGCCAGCAGGCUUGCAGAGAUGGAAAGCCAGAAUUCCUCCUUUUACAACGACAGCCUUUCUCCGGAUGACAGCCUCUCUGUCCACAACAGGGAUGAGGACCAGUACCUUUUGCGCCACUCCAGCCCUAUUACAGACAGAGAACCGGUCAGUAGUCAGCAGCCCCAGGACAGCACCAACACAGACGACAAAGGGGAACUGGAGAGAAUCUUGGCGCACCUGGAGGAUGAAAACAGGGUUCUCCAGGGGGAGCUGAAGCGUCUGAAAUGGCAGCACGAGGAGGCAGCAGAGUCGGCAGAAGGAACUCCAGAAUCAGCACAGGAUCCACACAACGAAGAGCUGCUGGCAGAGGCCCGGAUCCUUCGACAGCACAAAAGCUGCCUGGAGACACGGAUGCAGAUCUUGGAGGACCACAACAAACAAUUAGAAUCUCAGCUGCAGCGCCUGAGAGAGCUGCUUCUGCAGCCUGGAGCAGAUUCCAAAGGGGAUGGCUCUACAGCCUCAUCCUUGGCUUCCUCUCCCCAUCCAUCAGAGGAGAGUCAGACCAGAGAAAAAGGCCCUGGCACUCCAAACACGGAAACUGCAGAUGAGGUGGAGGUGAGUACUCAGGACGUCAGUCUGUGUCUGGAGGAUAUCAUGGAGAAGCUUCGGAAUGCUUUUCCCAACACUGGAGGUCCGACUUCCCUUAUCUAACACCUCCUGCAAGUGAGAGGCUUUGUCUAACCAGUUCCUCAGCAGCUGCUACUCUCCCCUCCUCUCUCCUCCCCUCUGUGUGACAGACUUCACUCGGAUCCUUAAGGGGACACCCUCAGCAGAAGCUCACCAGAAUCCUUGCAGGGUUUGGCUUCCAGGAGAGCACUCCUUGGUGUAUCUACAGAGCAUUUCCUUUGGAAGGGCAAUCCAGGGUUACGUACCCCAAAUCCAGAUGUGGUCAAAACUGGAUGUUGUGACAUGUCUAGAUUCAAGGAACUCUGAAAGGAAGGAAACAAGGGCACAUGGUGGUGCCUUUCUGUGCAAACUACAAACUGACAUGAAUAGCUUUCCCCCCCACCCUCUACAGUUUGUGUUGUGGACUGUCGCUUUUUCUGGGCCAAUUUUGGGGUUGAGUCAGGAAGUGGCCUAUGGUGGAUUUUGGCCAAGUGAAAUGAUCUGUGGCCUUCACAGGAUGGUGGUUUUAUGGGGACUGGAAUUGUCUCACAGUGACCGAUAAACCAUGAAGAACCUUUAAGCUGGGAAGGAAUCCAAAACCCUUAUAAUAAUAAUGAAAAUCAGAAGAGUUGGUAUGUUGCAAAAGGAACUUGCAAGCGCCCGGGUACCUCCAUAUCUUCCAAGGUCAGUGGGAGGAGGAGACAAGGCCCAGAUUAAAUCUCAUGGGAAAAUGAGGGAGAGGAGCAGGCUUUAAAACAUAUUGUUCCAAUGGCAGUAACAGCAGCCUUAUGUGAGAGAAGCUUUAUAACAGAGAGCCUUAUUGUUUUAAUUUACAUAUUUAUAUAUAUACAUAAUAUAUAAAUACAUAUUAUAUAUAUUGUAUUUAAGCACUGUAAUGGACUUCCUCAUGCAUUAAAUUCUAAUUCCUUGUUAUGUGUUUACUUUGGAUUUGCAGUUCUGCUCUGUUCCAAAAUCUGCUUUUUUAUGUGACGGGAGGCAGCUCCCUCUCUUCUCUUUGUCUGCCCAGCAGCUUCUUCCAAAGAGCCUAGGCCUGCCUGCUUCCUUUUGGAGUUGGAAUAAUCUCCACCUGAGUGACCUCCUGCAAACAAAGGUGGUUGGGAGUCAGAAUCUGCUGGCAUCUAUAGAGUUUAUUUACGCCUUGUGCUAUGGGGUCCAGUCCCUCCCUCUUUGGAUCAAUUUGUGUGUGGCAAACUUAAGAAGCAUAUGCAUAGCUGCUAUCUUGAGCUUCCUAUGCGUAGUGGUCUUAACCAAGUCACACAGGUCAAAUGCAGUACAAAAUAUUCAGUUGCAAGGAGCACUUGAAAGCAUAGUAUAUCUGCGCUUCUGAGUGACCAAAAAGGACUUCUUUUGAACUGCGCUCAGCAGCACAGCUAGUUAUGUUGGAAAAUAAACAGGUGUCCCCAUUUCCUUUCAGGUAGAUUGCAACUAUUCAGAAGGACUGGCGUCUGAAUAGUUAGGCCUCUAGUUAGGCUGGGUCGCUUAGAUUUAAGCUAGUGUGAUCCCUUAAUCAUUUUAAACAUGGGUGUAUUUUUAAAUCUGGGCUGUUGUUGAUCAGGCAGCUCAAGGCUCUUUCCUUUGUUAGCAAUUGCUACGGUGGAACUGCUGCCUCCAUAUCUCCAACUGAGAGAAAGUUAUGGAAUGUGGCUCAUUUCCUGGACUGAGAUAGCAGCGGCACCAGAUGUUCUGCAUCUCCCAUAGGCUACAAGACAAAAGAAAAGAAACAGAGAGGCAUGGCCCAAAAAAAAGCAUUGGAAACCACUGCCUUUAAGGUCAGCUCUCAGUGGUAUUAUGACCUUGAUUUGUGCAGUUCCCAUUCUAAUCCCAAACACACCGGAUUAGCACAAAGCAUACUAUGCCUUUCAUGUAGCCCAAAUCUUCUGAUGCUGCAGAAAUCACUUGGGUGCUGUGUUGACAGACCCUGGCUAUUCCAAGAGCAGUCUUGGCACAAGGUUGUUGUACACCACAAGUUUCCCGUUUAAACUUGAAAAUUUCUCACCUCUCCUCUUUAAGGAGGGGCAGAUAAACAUCACAGUCAUGGCCUAUUCACUCAGGACUUAUCCCCUAGUUGGGCACUGGGGAUCCAGUAGAAUCGACUGGCAUUGCAGGAUCCCCUGAAGCUGGUGUCCAUGAUAGGCUGUGUUUUGGGGAUGCAGGUGACAAAUUUACAAGGGAAAAGGCAGCUCAUGACAACUAAUGGAAGUGUUCUAGUGUAGGGAACUAUGCCCUAAAGCAAAUACCUAUGUUUGUUGGUUAAAGGUGCUAGUCCAUGGUAAAAGGCGAUUAAUAGUGUGCAGUAAAUUGUAAGCAAAGACAGUGUGUGGAAUCUAGUUUAGAUUUAAGCCUUUGCCUUUUGCUGCAUUCAGUGUUGUAUAUCAUGUCCGUGGCUGGUUCUUUGUGGGUGUUGCUUUCAGAGUAUAUACACAGUCAAAUCUGCUACCUCAAAAAAUAAAAAAGAUAGUUAUACAUUUGAGGUCUGCCUCAACUUUCAAGUAGCAGUAUUGCUAAAUGGCUGAACGCAAUCCCUUAAAAAUGCAAGUUAUAGAAUGGGUUUUGUGGCUGGUGGUGCUAUGGGUCACAAUGUAAUUUACCAGCAUUUAUGGAUUGUAAGGAAUGUCACAUGUGCUGAAAGCAUUGUAGGUUGUGAGGGUUGUUGUAGCACGUUGUCAUAAAUUUGUGUGGGGUUUAUGUUAGUGGACUGCUACAGCAUGUUGGCUGUUGAGAAUCUUGUAGGCUCCCAAGAAGAUGAGGAAAACACUAAACGAAGUGGGCUGAUUUGUGUCACACAGUAGCUGUAGAAGGAAGUGGGUUUUUUAGGCUAUCGGCAUUGUAGGCACUGCCAAUUAUACUGUGUGAGCAUGAUUUAAAGCAUGACAAAGAGCAUUCUGUUAAAUAUUCUGUAAUGGUGGACCUUUAAGUCUGGGCCAAGAAUGUUCUUAGUGGGCAUAUGCCAAUUCUUCCUCCCAAGGAAAUACUCUGGUUUGAUGGUUGAACCUCUAAAAAGCCUGGCAGAAAUCACCAUUGUACAGUGGUACCUCUGGUUAAUAACUUAAUUCAUUCUGGAGGUCUGUUCUUAACCCGAAACUGUUCUUAACCUGAGGUACCACUUUAGCUAAUGGGACCUUCCCCUGCACCGCCUCUGAGCGAUUUUUGUUCUCAUCCUGAAGCAAGGUUCUUAACCCGAGGUACUAUUUCUGGGUUAGCGGAGUCUGUAACUUGAAGCGUCUGUAACCUGAAGCAUCUGUAAUCCGAAGUACCACUGUAGUUGUUUCUGAAUUGUAUUUUAAAAUAAAACAAACACCACAUGCCAUCUUAGUUUUGAAAGAAACGGAAACUCCAUUUUGGAAUUGGGCCUCAGGUGGAGAUCCCCAGGGGUCACGUAGUUACUCAAACUAGCAAGCUUAGGGCAGAGACUGAGAACCUGUGCACCGCCAGUGAUUUGCUCUCAUCACCCUUGAUCACUGGCCAAGCUGGCUGAGACUGAUGAGAGCUAGAAUCCAAUAUUUGGAGACCCACAGAUUCCCUGUCCCUGCCUUGGCUUACAUGAUCUGCUGAGAGGAGGAAAUCUGUGUCCUGUGUUUCCUCUUUUCAUGUUUCUGAAGGAACACAUAGUGUUUCUUUCUUGAGGUGAGAAGCAUGUUUCUGUUUCCUAAAGUGGCACAUGAGCUGCAGUGCAAGCUAAGCAAUUUUAAGUCUGGACGUAAUGAUCCUGGCAUUCAAAGAGAACAGGCUUGGGGAAUGUAUAUUGUUUUACUUUAAAAUAUGGUUAACCCAGCCCUCCUGUUUCUUUCUGCUGAAUGAAACCCUGGACUUUGGUCCCAAAGUCCUGUCAUUAUGGAACUACUGUAUGUGAGUUAAGUGCUGAUAUUGUAUAUGAUCAGGAGCUUGGUACCCACGUUAGCCUACAAAACCAGGAUAUUGACAAAUGGCAAAUCCACGCUCAUGGGUAGUCAGAUGCAAAGGAAGAAUAGGGGCUUUCAACUAGGAAAUCAACAAAUCUGUUUCAGUUUCUCGUUUUCCCACAUCAGCUCAUAAUUUCUUUUUUAAAUAACUCCAUGUGAAAACUCAUCAGCAUAUGAUGUCCAAAGGUUCUCUAAUAUAUUUGAGUACAUUUUGUGUAAUAUACACAUUUUUGCAAAGCAAUUUGCCCUAAUAUAAUGCAUUUUGGGAUAUGUUAUUUUCUUGAAUUUUCAUAUAUGCAUAUUAAUGGACAUUUUACUGUGAUAUAGUGCAUUUUUUUGUACACGUUACAUGGCUUGAGGAAUGCAUUUGCGGAAGUGCAACUUCUGAAGGACAGCUGUGUUUCGGUUCUCAUGUGGCUUUGGAAAGUGUGAAUUAGGUAGAAUCGCCUUGUUAUGUAAAAUAAGUACAGGUAACUCACAGCUUAUGUGUGUUUAACAUGUGUGAUUUCAACUUUACGCGGUUGAAGGCCAGCUGGUUGAAAUCAAACAAAUUAAAUGCAUGGGAGGCAGAGAGCUUAAAUGUUCUUUUUGCACAGGGUUUUCCCGAUGCGGAAAGGGCUUUUAAGCUCUCAGGCUUGCUUACCAAGCUGGGCGGGGGGGGGGUUGGUCCAUUUAGCAUGCAGGCUCUGGAACGUAAAAUUGUGUGGAGGCGGUUCCAAGGGGGUGGUUUGUGUAUAUGCAUUUUUGCAUAUACGUGCCAUCCCUGGAAUGUACCCCCACGCAAGACGUGACUGCAUUGUACUUUCUUUCUUUCCCUUCCCUACUUUUAACCUUUAACUCUUGUAUAGAACAGGUAAUUUGUGGUGGGGCAGUUUUUCAGUCAGAAGCGUGGAGAGAGCAGCACAUACCCAAAUCCCAUCUUCCACCCAAUUCUUACAAGGCAGAGAAGCCCACUCAUUCAUCCAACUGGUCUUAUCUACCCCUUGGUGCUCUUCCUUCAUCUCGUCUGCAGUGGCCGAAGACAGAAUGUGGACAAUAUUGUUAGUAGGCCAUAUUAAGAAACCUAUGUUGUUUAAUCUGAUCGCUUUCUACAGUGCUAAGAUGUGUAGGUUCUCGAUUCUUUUGUUUGUAUUGAUAGUAUUGCAGCAUUAUUCUAAAAUUUUAUGAACCAUCACCCAAGCUAAUUUACACGUUAAGCCAACCAAUUUACUUAUCAAAAGUAAAACCUUAAGUCUUGUGCCUCGUCUGCCCCUAGCAUUAGAGGAAUUGCAAUUGCCCAUUGCACUUGGCAGAAUUUGUGUUGCAUUUGAAGUAUAUAUAAUUUAUUUUCCAGUGUGUCAAUAAGAGACAGAAACUAAUAUGGUGAGAGGCCUGAAAAUUGUCCUGAAAUGGACAAUUGCUCUGUAGCAUGUGGUGGAUCCCUCAAUCUUAUACUUUCAUUAUUAGUUCUCCCCGCCACCCCAUCCCACUUUCUGAAUAACAUUGGGAACCCAGAACCCUGUUCAUUAGUGUUGCAACUUCCCACUGCAAAUAACAAGAGAUUUCCUCUCCGCUGCCUACUCCCAGGAAUUUUGCUCAUCGCUUUCCUAGCUCUGCACAUAGAAGGACUGCAGUUUGGUCACUGGGGUGUGGGUGGGUGUUAAUCUCUGUGAAGCAAUUGAAAGGGACACAAUGAGUAAUGAGGGAUUUUUUCUAAAGGGAGCAGAACUAAUAAUGACUGGUUACAAUGUGCUGUCUUCACUCAAGUUUUUUCCAUUUCUGCUUUGGGAAAAAAGAAUAAAUUUGUAUCUGAA
Podarcis raffonei (Aeolian wall lizard) is the source of this 9319-nucleotide messenger RNA. It is a transcript of the gene DRP2, whose product is annotated as dystrophin related protein 2. Gene Ontology annotation, molecular function: zinc ion binding; protein binding. The record is from RefSeq and is a predicted model, not a curated record. Gene Ontology annotation, cellular component: plasma membrane. Gene Ontology annotation, biological process: synaptic signaling. The coding region runs from base 829 to 3651 and encodes 940 amino acids. The transcript has 25 exons. NCBI's taxonomy places the organism in Eukaryota, Metazoa, Chordata, Lepidosauria, Squamata, Lacertidae.